Molecule: messenger RNA, 1974 nt
Organism: Chenopodium quinoa (quinoa)
Lineage: Eukaryota; Viridiplantae; Streptophyta; Magnoliopsida; Caryophyllales; Amaranthaceae
Product: non-lysosomal glucosylceramidase-like
Exons: 7
Coding region: 1-1557 (518 amino acids)
Biological process (GO): carbohydrate metabolic process
Molecular function (GO): beta-glucosidase activity
Source: RefSeq, a predicted model, not a curated record
AUGGAAGCCAAUCUGUUUCAACUAGAUGAUAGCUCUACUGCUACCAGGGUGGCCGAAGUGGUCUCAUGUCACCCGGAUCCAUCACAAAUUAUUGACAAGCUAAACGAGAAUGCAAUUAAAUUUCAGCAAACAGGGAAUCAGUCUAGCUGUUUAACAAGCCCAAGGUACACAAGAAAUUUUUGCUUAGAAGCAAACAAAUUGAAGCUCAUUGAGUUCAAAACCAAAGUGAUGAAUUCUUCCAUAGUUGUUGCCUUUGAAUCCAUAGAGUUUGUAGCAUGUCAUGGAUCCAUUGAUUACCUCAACUAUCAAGAGACAUCGGCUCCAUCAAAGCCAUCUUCUUGUAUUGGAGCAACAGUUGCAGCUCCAACUAUUGUACCAUCAGGAUCUACACGUACUGUCACAUUUUCAUUAUCAUGGGAUUGCCCUGAGGUGACAUUUUCGAAAGGAAGAACGUACCAUUGGCGGUAUACGAAGUUUUAUGGCACUUCUGGUAACGCAGCGGCAGAUAUCGCACACGAUGCUAUAGUUGAUAAUCAGCGUUGGGAGUUUCAAAUUGAAGCAUGGCAGAGACUUAUACUUGAAGACAAGCGAUUUCCAGAAUGGUAUCCUGUUACUCUUUUUAAUGAGCUUUAUUACCUUAAUGCUGGGGGAACUGUGUGGACAGAUGGCUCUCCUCCACUGCAGACUACAGUGACUAUAAAGGAAAAAGAAUUUUCACUUGAGAAGUCUAACUCUGAUUUUGUAAACACUACCACCAAUAUCACUACACAAAAUGAUACGGCUGUCGAUAUCCUCGAGAAAGUGACUUUGAUACUUCAGCAAACGCAUAUAACAGCUAAUUCUAAUUCUGCUUUUGGUCCCAAUUUGAUUUUAGAAGGGGAGGAAAACAUUGGUCAAUUUCUUUACUAUGAAGGCAUUGAGUAUCACAUGCGGAACACAUAUGAUGUUCAUUUUUAUGCAUCGUUUUCUUUGGUAAUGCUAUUUCCAGAGCUUGAACUUAGCAUCCAGAGAGAUUUUGCUGCAGCAGUUCUACUGCAUGAUCCUAGUAAAAUGAAACUUCUACAUGACGGGAAAUGGGCAUCAGGGAAAGUUCUUGGUGCUGUUCCUCAUGAUAAUGGGCUUAAUGACCCAUGGUUUGAAGUGAAUGCUUACAGCCUCCAUAACACUGACCGAUGGAAAGAUUUAAACCCAAAAUUUGUUCUCCAGGUAUACAGGAAUGUCGUAGCCACAGGUGACAAGAAAUUCGCACAAGUUGUUUGGCCUUCUGUUUAUGUGGCGAUGGCCUAUAUCGAUCAAUUUGACAAGGAUGGGGAUGGUAUGAUUGAAAAUGAUGGAUUUCCUGAUCAGACGUAUGACACAUGGUCAGUCUCCGGUGUGAGUGCUUAUUGUGGAGGGCUGUGGGUUGCAGCACUUGAAGCAGCUUCAGCCCUAGCUCGUGAAGUUGGUGAUAAGGGUUCACAGGAUUAUUUUUGGUUUAAAUUUCAGAAAGCAAAGGCUGUUUAUCUGAAGUUAUGGAAUGGUUCAUAUUUCAAUUACGACAGCAGUGGUGGUAUGUAAUGGACCGAGUAAUUGGGCCUGUUAAGCCACCUAUUCUCAAGCAAUAUCAGAGGAGGGGUAAGGUUGUCCAACCCAGCCUUCAACCAAUCACAACAGCAGCAACAAAUGAGGAGGUGGCAAAACAAUUAAAAGGAGCAGAGAGCAGUAGCAACUUUGGUAGUGGAACCAUGGCAAAACAAUGGUAGUGAAUGAAGACAAGAAUUAAGGACAGCUAGUACUAUUUUGUAAUCCUUGUGUAUAAAUUAAGGGGGUUGGGGUGAGAAGUUUUGGCAUGUGAUUAGAUUGAUUUGAAUUGAAACUUGUAUCCUAAAGAUACUAUCUUGGAGAUUGGUAGGCUGAAGCUACCGUUUGUUUUCUCUUUCAUUAAUGAAACACAAUUGCUAGCUGCCUCGCUUGCUUCGUUUUUCUUAUUGUUCA